AUGAAUUUAAAAAUUUGCAGAUUGGUUGAAAAGCGUCAAAAAUCGGAACCGGAACCUGUUUCCGUUGUUGUCUAAGUGCAGAAAUCAAUUAGUCCGAAUUUAAUGUUAAAUUCCCGUUAUUGUAGCUCUACUGGUUAGUUUGUGGUUGAAUUCCAAACUUGGGUAUCUACAAUUUUGGUCCUGGAGAGUAAUGAUCAGGUUACCUUCCUAAUAAUCGACAAAGUUCCCGGUGUGUAUUGACCAGUUUCCUUAAUCCUUAUUAAAGUAUGUUUUGUAUCACCUUAUUAUAAAAAUAUGUAGAAGUCUCUAUUCAUACAUCACGGAUGCCUUUUGUUUACGUCGGUUGUCUAUCCAUAACGUCUUUAAUCAAUAGCAAAACACACUACUGUUUUUAUAUUGAGAAUUUUGAAAGGAGGCAACAGCGCUCACAGGUCAAAGUCAGGCCAGAGUUUCGAUUAAUGAGGAAAAUAAGAUAAAAUUAAUUGUCGAUAUCUCGCAUUCAGUUCAGAGCACCAGUUUGUGUUUCAUCGUUUAGUCCAGUUCAUUGAAGUUAUUGUUUUAGCAGUACAGUUUUUAUGUCUAGACCAAACAUAUCCAGGACAUCAAUAACGGCACGAAAAGCUCAUCGGCCUUAUGGCCAACAUAUGGUAGAAAGCAGAGGAAUCGUUCUACUGGAGAAGAAUGGCGCCAAAGUACAAAGUGACCUCUAUCGAUGCUAAAGGUUCUGUCGAGUCUAUCAGGUACCUGCUAGCCUACAUGGGAGAGGAAUUUGAGGACGUGAGGUUCCAGUGGGACGAAUGGCAAAACUCAGAUUUGAAGUCCAGAAUUCCUUUCGGACGCCUACCUAUGGUAGAGGUGGGUGGGCAGGUGCUGACACAACCGGUGUCCAUAUGUCGCUAUCUCGGCAGGCAGGCUGGACUCUGUGGUGAUAAUGCAUUUCAGGAUCUUCAAAUUGACAUUAUUGCCGACACUCUUGUAGACCUACGUUUGCCUGUAUUACAGUUUCUUUUUGAAAGGAUCGAAGGUACGAAGAAGUUAAAAAAAGAUGCUUUUAAGAAUGAAACAUUACCUUUUUAUUUUAAGAGGCUUGAUGCUAUUGUCAAGGAAAACGAAGGAUAUCUUGCAAACAAAAGACUAUCUUGGGUUGACUUGUCAUUCGUGGCUAUGACAGAGUUUCUCGAUGCCACAUGUGAAGUGGCUAAUGUUACUGACGCCUAUCCCAAUCUUUAUGCUCUGAGGAACAGAGUCUUCGAUCUGCCGCAGAUCAAGAAGUGGAGAUCGGUCCGACCCGUCUCUCAACAUUAAGAAUAAAAUGUUAACACAACCACCUGUCUUGAAAUUUUCGGAAACAUGAAACCUGAAGCAAUUAAAUCAUUCAUUGACAUAA
This is a messenger RNA of Homalodisca vitripennis (glassy-winged sharpshooter), 1387 nucleotides long. RefSeq names its product glutathione S-transferase-like. The record is from RefSeq and is a predicted model, not a curated record. The transcript has 6 exons. NCBI's taxonomy places the organism in Eukaryota, Metazoa, Arthropoda, Insecta, Hemiptera, Cicadellidae. Gene Ontology annotation, molecular function: glutathione transferase activity. Gene Ontology annotation, biological process: glutathione metabolic process. Bases 682 to 1305 code for a protein of 207 amino acids.